AUGGCGGAUCCAGAACAUACAGGAGAAUUGAUUAGUACAGAGUGUCCAGCUGAUAGCCUUAAUGAAGCAGAAGCAGUCACAACAUCAGCUCAGGAAGAGCAGGAGGACCAACAGAAGAGCGAGACCUCCACCAGCCCCACGUCGACUCACAAGGAUAAGGACGGAGACAGCCUUUUGCACACGGAGAGUGAACCGAGCCUGCUGUCGAUGCCGUGCCUGAUGAAGGAGCUUCGUAGAAGAGACUCUGCAGGGUCUCAUCAGGCCUCUUCCAGCGGAGACAACAAAGCUGCAUCCAACCGCGUUUAUGAGAGUGACUCCUCCAACCCCUGUAUGCUGUCCCCCUCCUCUAGUGGUCACCUCGCUGACUCUGACACACUCUCCUCAGGAGAAGAAGCCGCCCCUCAGGUAUGUGACGGUGAAGACAAGAUGGAAUCUAUACCUGGUUCAGAACAGACUAUCAACCAGCCAUCUUCCUCUAAAACUGGAGGAAGAAAAUCCCGCCGCUCUCACUCAGAGAGUGACAUGCCUUCAAAUGCAAUGGCUGCAAAGAAAAAUCGAUGUCACACUACUGGAGAAGCAGCCACAGGACAAGAGAAGCAAACUAAUGGCAAGCUGGGAAAAGUUAAAGGUCACCGGAGCCAGAAACACAAGGAGAGAAUGCGUUUGCUAAGGCAAAAGCGAGAGGCAGCAGCAAGAAAGAAAUACAACCUGCUGCAGGACAGCAGCACGAGUGACAGUGAAGUCACCUGUGAAUCCAGCACCAGCUCCUCUGACGACGACACCUCUGGAGGCAGCAAGACAAUCAGGACAGAACUUGCAGCUGGCUUCAGACGCGCGACGGAGAGAUCCAGAGUUGGGGCUCAGGUUCAUGGACUUUUGGACAGCAGCGCGUGGGACAGAAACGGCAUUGGGAGCGUUCUGGAAGAGGCCAUGACGCGCUUUGCCGUGAUGCAGCGGCAGACCGAGGAGCGCUUCCGGGUCUGGAUGGAACGGCUCGCCCACCUCGACUCUGACGACUCCUCCAAGCGCUCUAGCGACGGGCAACAGAACCCCGACGCGCGCCCCUCCCCGCCCAGUUCGUUCCUGCCUUCGUCCGAGUCCGCCGAGACCAUGGCGGCGUACGCGUUAGCCCGAGAAAGCAACAGCCUCACCCCCGCCACCACCAUCAACAACAACAACAUACUGCAUGACGUAGUGACUCCCAAUGGAAAUCUCAGCGUUUCAGACCCUGGACUCUUGAAUGUUUAA
Knipowitschia caucasica is the source of this 1248-nucleotide messenger RNA. NCBI's taxonomy places the organism in Eukaryota, Metazoa, Chordata, Actinopteri, Gobiiformes, Gobiidae. The record is from the annotation of a GenBank genome assembly.